GCAACUUGUCAGCACGUAGUCGAGGCUCUGGACGUGGCAGUGGCGGCAGCUCUCCGUUACUUCCCGCUGCGAGGAAAUACGCUGGCGGUUUAGGAUUGGACGAAGAAAACGCUUUAGUCAACGAAUUCGAUAUGUUCGAACCUAGUGUCUUUGGUGUUCCUGCCUCAAAAUCCGCUCUAGUCGAUGAGCCAGAUGACGACUUCGCUGGUCUCGUUCCUGGUCUCUACGUAGACGAGCGCUUGCGCAAAACCGAUUUCGACAAACUGAAUUUGUCUGAAAAGGACCGCCGACGCCUAGAAAAGAGGUGGAAAGCAAGAGAGCAAGAAUCCUACUUGUUAGCGCAGGAGCAAGCCAGGAUGGAUGAGAGUAGAGUUAAGGGUAUUGUUCCUGUUGCCGUUUCUUUUGCCUCAUCAUCUCCCAAGGGAGAAAGGGAGAAAGGCAGAAGAAGAAACCGGAAACAGAAACACCAAAAUAAACCUACUUCUAAUAGAGGGAAGAACAAAGCUGAUGAGAAACCUAUGCCAGGUGAGCAGAUUGGGAAUUACUACGGGAAGAAAAUGGAGAUCAUCCGACAGCACAAGAUGACAGAUGCGGAACGCAGAGCAGCGGCUGCGGAAGUAAAAGCCUUGAGAGGUCGAUUGCAGUAUCGCUUUGGGUCGAAGCGUGUGGAGGAGGAGAAUGACAAUUAUGGCCGCGAGCUUUUCACUCGUCCAUAACACAUGCUCAUGCACAUAACACAUGUUGUUAAGUGGUGAAUCUGAACGAUGUUCCAUUCCGAUUGAAAGAUACAAUCCCCUCUAAAAAUUAAUAGCCUGUAGGUCAAUCAAAAUUCAAAACUAGAACUAAUCAAAAAAAAAUUUUUCUAAGAACCAAUCGCCGCUCGCAUAAGUCAAGAAGGCGCGAGGAACGCGACAGGGGCCAACACUAUUGCGACUAUUGAUAACACGACAACAGCUGACUCUAGAAAUCCAACAGGAGGUGAGUACUAUCCAGAGACUGGCGAAGGAGCCGCUUCCUCUUCCUCCUCCCCAGAAGAUGGCGACGACGCCAGUGCCGACAGCAUCACUCUGCAUAUUCCGAAUCCAGACAGAAACUCUGCUAGUCCGCCACCUAGUAUUCUCAUCAACGGAACAGAUGGAGCAAGAGCUUCCAAAACUAAUGCUGGAGUGAACAAGGCAGUGAACUUCUUUGCCUCUGCUUUGGGUACAGCUAGUCCUAGUGUAGGUAGUGGUCCUAGUUUGGCCGCGGGGUCGCCGGACAAAAACAUCAAUUAUGCUCGGUUUUUAUCUACCUCUCUCUCUCUCUCUUUCUCUCAGCAUCUUGGUGUUGGAUUUGGUGCCCGCCAUAGAAUCAUUCAAUACAAGGGUUGUAGGGAUACCGAUACCAAGCUAACAAGCGAGUCGAGAUGGAUGAGAACAAACAAGCUUGAUCCGAUCAUGGAUGAAAACAAAUAAGACACUCAUGGAUUUUUAAAACACUCAUGGAUUAAAACACUCAUGGAUUAAAACACUCAUGGAUUAAAACACUCAUGGAUUAGAACACUCUCUAAAUCAUCAAUGCGAAUGGAGCAGCUGAACAACCAGGCUUACUCGAGUCGUUGUGGAGCAACUUCGGGUUCGGAGGCUCUGCAAUUGGAGCAGCUUCGCCUUCAAAGCCCACUACGAAUCAACAACAGCUCAACAGAAUCACAGGUAGGAUGGAGUCACCCGGAAGCGCAGCAAAACGAGGAGGUGGCCAUCAACUUGGCAUACCUGUUACGGCUUCCCCUAUAAUCCCUCUGCUCCAGACACUUUUCUACUAGAGAGUUCCUCUAUAAUCCAUAUCCAUCUGCUCCAGACACUUUUUUUUAGCGCUGUUCUUUUCUAGAGAGAUAUUCAUAUUUGUUUUUCCUACUCCUAGUUAUAGGUCUGCUCCACCAAUAUAAAAAUCUGAGGCUCUCUUCAGUUCCAUAAGGGGAACGGGAAAACAGAUCUGAAUAAUGAGUCGCAGGAAGAUGGAUCAUUAGACUUCACUCGUGAGCGCUAAACCUGGCUCAGGCGACAAGAGGACUGGUGGUCGUGGUCCUGUCAAUAAGUACUCAAAGGAGUACGAGGACAGACUGAGGCAUCCUGGCAGGAAUCGAUCUCCUACGAGAAAGAAUCAAGAGUUUGCGCCAGUGCAGUUUGAAGAGAAGUCGCCUCUGAGUGGGAAGAGAAGAUAAAAUGAGUGGGCGAUGGGAAAAACUUCGCAGAAGUUCUACUUAGAAGAGUGCUCCGCAAUUGAGAAUUAUAUGGCUGUUAGUGUUACAGCGCUCCGCAAUUGAGAAUAUGGCUGUUCUUACCACAAGUUGUUUAUAGAUACUUCCACAUCAACAAGUCAUUUAUUACUUAUAGGAUAUGCUUACCAUUAUACCAUUACUUGCUAAUGAAGAUUUAUAAUUCCACUAUCGUCUAGUACAAUUGCAUUUUUAUAGUUACCAUCACUUUUUUACGGUCACGUAAAUAUGAUGAAUGUGUGUAGUUAGUCAUCUUAUUUUUGUUAUACUUUCCCUUAACCUUAACCUUUGAAUCUUGUUUUUGAAGCUGAUGAAAAUCUUAGCUAGUUGUUUCGUUGUUUUUUUACGUAUAGAUACAUACUUUGAAGAACCAACACUGACUUAUUACACUUAUACCGAGGUUAGGUGGCACAACAGACAUUGAACUGAAUUUGAAUUAUCCUAAAAGGGUGUGAAAAUAGCUUGCCCUACUAGUACUACUGCGAGACGAUCAUGUUGAUGUUCUCGCGAGUUAUAGUCUUCCUCAAUUAUUUCCGUUAUUACGAAAAUGUUGAAUCGUAUUCGUAUUUUGUGAUGAAUUGGCAUUGAACUACAACUACUUUCUAUUUCUCCUAAUUGUGACUGUUGUAAAGUAAAUUAGUUGUGAUAUCAUCGGUGUAUUAUACAUGAGUCAGACAUGCUAGCGAGAUAAUUAAGUUAGAAAUUCUACCACACUGUUAGAUCCCAUGCUUGCCUUAGCAACUGUGGAGUGCGCCAGCUCUUGCUGCUGCACUUAUAGAAUCAUACUCACGAGCGACACUAUUUCGCUUUUCGAAUCAUGUGCGCGCUUCUCGUGAUCGGUCUUCUCGUUUGGAAUGAACGUAUCGCGAGAUGAUAUCCCGCAAUCGGAAUCGGUUCCCUUCUCCUUGUUUUCACCUAGUAACGACACAGAGAGGAUAACGUCGGAGGUCCCUUUUCGUCCUGCUCUCAACAUCUUCUCGGUAACGGGCCUGGGCGCGUGUGCAGAUAUGCAGGCGGUGGACAAGUGGAAGCAGUAAGAGGAAGGAGAAGAAGACGAAGUUUAUAAUAAAUAGAUGUAGCAGGGGAGUAAUGCUUUUAGGCUGGAUAUAGCCGUAUCAUGGGGGGAUGAUCUCGGGUUGAGUUGGCUCACUUAAAGGCAAUAUCAGAUGCUUCCCCUUCCAUACAGCGCGGUGAAUAAUUGCCUGAACUGUUCUUGCGCAGCCUUUUGAAUUUGAUUCCAGACCUCUGCCGAGGUCCGGGCGUUUGAUUCCAGAGUCUCUCAGGGCCUCUGUUUAGUAGAUAGAAAACAGUUCCAUGGGUAAAUUAGGUGGGACUUAUUCAGUACAAGGCGAUCCCGAACUAACUUGAUAGUGGGGACCGUCGGAUGACUUGGCUAGUGGAAGACUUCUAAGUGAGCGAACGAUAUGAAGUUGUAGAUGCUCUUCGAAGUUCAUGCCUUCAAUUGUUUGCUCAUGCAGAAACACUAGCACUCACUAUAGGUCGACUGAAGAUAAACUUAGUUCUAUCGCGUAAGGUGCCAUGCUGUGAUGUUAUCACAUGCCAGGCAUCCGACACCUAGCCAAGAGCUGAGGUCUGUUGAAAAGCCUGGGCGGAGCAGAACUAGGUUAGGAUUACGCAAUCGCAGGAGCAGAACUCUUUUUUUUGCCAAGACAGAUUGUUUGAUUUUCGAACAUUUUCACAUCCAGGACACAGC
Amoebophrya sp. A25 is the source of this 3968-nucleotide messenger RNA. The record is from the annotation of a GenBank genome assembly. Lineage: Eukaryota; Dinophyceae; Syndiniales; Amoebophryaceae.